Molecule: messenger RNA, 2982 nt
Organism: Lotus japonicus
Lineage: Eukaryota; Viridiplantae; Streptophyta; Magnoliopsida; Fabales; Fabaceae
Product: phosphatidylinositol 4-phosphate 5-kinase 1-like
Exons: 8
Coding region: 272-2437 (721 amino acids)
Biological process (GO): phosphatidylinositol metabolic process
Molecular function (GO): 1-phosphatidylinositol-4-phosphate 5-kinase activity; ATP binding
Source: RefSeq, a predicted model, not a curated record
CUAUGUCUCUCUUUCUAUCCGCUAAGCUUCUGUGCCUGCCUAUGACUCUCACUCAUUUCCCUCAAAACAACACAAAAAGAGAAAACAGAGAGAGAAAGAAACAAGAGAGACAAACCUCGCCGCCGGCGAACCCCUACACCGGAAUCACACAACACCACAGUAAUGUCACGCGCCACCGUUAGUCGCCGGAAAAUGCAUUGAUUCUCGAGCCACCUUAGAAAAACUCACACACUCGCAUCACCGCAAAGAGAGAAAACAGAGUAAAGUAAAAAUGCGUGAGACGGCACUCGCGUGUGAAGACCUCGCCGACGACGUGGUCUCAACCACGAAGAAGAACAAGCCGGAGCCGGAGAAGGAGGACCGGGAGAAGCCAUCUCCGGUGGCGGUCGCCGGGAGGAGCAGGUCUCAGGGAGCAGGAACCCGGAGAGUGACGCCGGCGAGCGUGACGGCGGUUUCCGGCACCGGAUCCGCGGUGGAGAGGGUGCUCCCGAACGGAGAUUUCUACGCCGGGAGCUUCUCCGGCACCGUCCCUCACGGAUCCGGGAAGUAUCUGUGGACGGACGGGUGCAUGUACGAGGGGGAAUGGAAGCGCGGUAAGGCCUCCGGGAAGGGGAAAUUCUCGUGGCCCUCCGGCGCCACCUACGAGGGGGAGUUCAAGUCGGGUCGGAUGGAAGGAUUCGGAACGUUUGUCGGGUCCGACGGCGACACCUACCGCGGGUCGUGGAGCUCCGACAGGAAGAACGGGUUCGGCGUGAAGCGAUACGCGAACGGGGAUGUGUAUGAAGGGUGGUGGAAGCGGAAUCUGCAAGACGGGCAUGGCCGUUACGUGUGGCGGAACGGCAGCGUCUACGUCGGAGAGUGGCGGAACGGUGUCGUUUCCGGGAAGGGGAAGUUUGAGCCAGCUGAAGGGUUGGUGAAGGUGAAGAGUGGUGGUGGGUUGUGGGGUGGUGACGAUUUUGCCCUUGCGAUGAGGAAACGGUCUUCGGUGGAUACUGUUAGCGGGAGAGGGAGUGUGAAUGAGAAGAGCUUUCCGAGGAUUUGCAUUUGGGAAUCGGAGGGUGAAGCUGGUGAUAUCACAUGUGAUAUCAUUGAUAAUGUGGAAGCUUCGAUGUUCUAUAGGGAUGGUACUGUUUCGGAUCGUGAUGAUGGGUUGUUGUUUAGGAAGAACCCUUGUUGUUUCCCUUCGGAUGUGAAGAGACCUGGUCAAAUGAUAUCCAAGGGGCAUAAGAAUUAUGAGCUGAUGCUUAAUCUGCAGUUGGGGAUAAGGUACUCUGUUGGGAAGGAAGCAUCGAAGUUGCGAAUGCUUAAAUCGAGUGAUUUCGAUCCCAAGGAGAAGUUCUGGACCAGGUUUCCACCUGAAGGAACCAAGCUUACACCGCCCCAUCAAACCGCUGAAUUCCGGUGGAAGGAUUAUUGCCCUGUGGUUUUUAGACAUUUGAGGAAGCUGUUUCAAGUGGAUCCUGCUGAUUACAUGCUGGCUAUAUGUGGGAAUGCUGCUCUCAGGGAGCUUUCCUCUCCUGGUAAAAGUGGAAGCAUCUUCUACUUGACCCACGAUGAUAGGUUCAUGAUAAAGACAGUGAAGAAAUCUGAAGUCAAGGUGCUUUUACGGAUGCUUCGAAGUUAUUACCAGCAUGUGUCUAGAUAUGAGAAUUCAUUUGUGACAAAGUUCUAUGGGGUACACUGUGUCAAACCAAUUGGAGGCCAGAAGAUCCGGUUCAUUGUGAUGGGUAAUCUUUUCUGCUCUGAAUACCCAAUUCAUAGACGAUUUGAUUUGAAAGGAUCUUCACAUGGCCGUACAACUGAUAAACCUGAGGAGGAGAUUGAUGAAACUACCACCCUCAAGGACCUUGAUCUCAAUUUUGUGUUUCGUGUACAGAAAAGUUUGUUCCAGGACCUUAUCAAACAGAUUGAGCGGGAUUGCGAGUUCUUGGAAGCUGAGAGAAUUAUGGAUUACAGUCUUUUGGUUGGCCUUCAUUUUCGUGAUGAUAAUACAUGUGACAAGAUGGGAUUGUCACCUUUUCUUUUACGCACUGGCGCUCGGGAUUCUUAUCAGAGUGAGAAAUUCAUGCGUGGUUAUCGCUUUCUUGAAGCUGAGCUGCAAGAUAGGGAUCGAGUUAAAUCUGGAAGGAAGUCAUUAAUUAGGCCAGGAGCCAAUAUGCCCGCAAGAGCAGAACGAAUGGCACGAAGGAGUGAUUUUGAUCAAUACAACACUGUUGGAAUCAGCCAUUUGGCCCCAUAUUGCAGUGGGGAAACUUAUGAUGUCGUUCUGUACUUCGGCAUUAUCGACAUUUUGCAAGAUUAUGAUAUCAGCAAGAAGCUUGAGCAUGCCUACAAGUCCUUACAGGUUGACCCCACUUCAAUUUCUGCUGUUGAUCCAAAGCUCUACUCGAGGAGGUUUCGUGAUUUUAUCGGGAGAAUAUUCAUUGAAGACUGGUAGCAAUAUGAGUCCAGAAUGACGCUGAAACAUAUCUUGUUGAAGGUUAAACUGCCUGAUUAAUCAUCACAUCCAGUGAAAUUAGCUGGAAGUUCGAAACACAAUACAGAGACGGUGGGGCCUUCGAGUUGAAUGGUUAUUAUCAUGCCCCUUAAUGAUCAAGUGGGGCUGACAGAACAGAAGCUGGCUUGAAUUCAGGUUGUUUUUAUGGCUGAAUUUUGAACAUACAGCCAUGAUGAUGUUUAUGUUGAAGGACAGGGAACAUUGUACAUGGAAGAUGGGGUGAAGUUCAGAGUAUUUAUUAUUUUAUUUUUCGUAAAAAAUGGGGUGGGACUUGUUAAAUUCUUUGUGGUUGGUUACUAAUAGGAUAUGAAUAUGAUGGGAAGCCUAGGAAGAGGGAAUGUUUCCCUGAGAUUAGAUUCAAAAUGCUUGGAUAUAGAGAGAAUAAAGAAAAUGUACAGUUUUUUUAUUUAUAUACAAAAGGGUGUAUAAAUUUUAAGGAAUUGUUUUUCUUUUCUCUUCUUAAAAUCUUGAAUUAUUAUUCUUGA